Molecule: messenger RNA, 1237 nt
Organism: Hemiscyllium ocellatum (epaulette shark)
Lineage: Eukaryota; Metazoa; Chordata; Chondrichthyes; Orectolobiformes; Hemiscylliidae
Product: anterior gradient protein 3-like
Exons: 8
Coding region: 146-700 (184 amino acids)
Cellular component (GO): endoplasmic reticulum
Source: RefSeq, a predicted model, not a curated record
GGCGAGGAAAGGAUGGUGACCAAUGGGGUGCCGAUGAUCGGGUAUAUAUUUGGGAACACAGCACCUCUCGAACCACAGCUCAGUCUUAACAGCACUCACCUCGGAUUCACUGUUACCUGUCACAGUAAUCGGAAUUCCUACCAGGAUGGCUCGACUUUCGCUGUUCUUUCUGGUGUUGCUGGCGGCUGUCUCAAGUUGUCUGGCCAGAGGGCACCAGAAGACUUUGACCCCUCCCCAGAAGACUGCGAGCCCUCCAUCUAAACAGGAGAGUUCGGGCGAGAAGAAAUGCCCUCCCAGUUUAUCCAGAGGAUGGGGCGACGACAUUGAUUGGAUUCAGACCUACGAGGAAGGACUGCACAAAACAAGGAAAACUAACAAACCUUUAAUGGUUAUCCACCACUUGGAGGAUUGCCAAUACAGUCAAGCCUUGAAGAAGGCAUUUGCUGAGAAUGAGGAAAUCCAGAAAAUGGCAAAAGAAGACUUUAUUAUGCUCAAUCUUGUGUUUGAGACAAAUGACGACAAUUUGAGACCUGACCAGCAGUAUGUUCCGAGGAUAAUAUUUAUCGAUCCUUCCUUAACAGUGAGGGCAGAUAUCACAGGGAAAUAUGAUAACCGUAAAUAUACCUAUGAGCCUCAAGACAUGGAUAUCUUGGCUGCAAAUAUGAAGACUGCCCGAAAGCUUCUGAAAAUUGAUUUAUAGAAGCUUGAAGUCACCUAUCUAUUAUAAGCUUUAUUCAUUACGUUACUUCUGUUCAACACUUGUAACUAUAAUACACUCAUAGUGAAUCUACACAAUCCCAAUAUUGUAUUGAUAUUUGCAAAACAAGUGUAAAUAAUGUUCUCCCAAUAACGGCAUUCCAGCUUGUAAGCAAUGAUAUUUUAAUAAAUGCUUUUGAUACCAAUGUGAGUGUGUGCACAAAUUCUGUACAAUUAAGUGAACAGACAGUAACACUUCCUAUUAUAUAGUUCUGUGAUUGAUUUACAAUUAAAAAUAUAAAAGGAAUUUCCAUUUUGUAUUGUGCUUUUCAUGACCUCAGGAUAUCUCAUUUUACAGCUAGAAUGUACUUUUAAAGUGUAGGUUUUUUUAAUGUCAUAUAAUCGCACACUGUUGAUCAUUUAAUCAUUUUAAAAAUGAGUUAACAAGCGAUACUUAAUUAUGUGAUACUUGCACUGGACAGAAUGUUUAUACACUGAUUAGAUUGUUUACUGGAUAUUAAACGUGGCAUUGCAAAUAAAA